CUCGUCAGUCGUCGCAUAUCUCAGUGGUCGGGAAAACGGCCGUCCGUACGCGCGUUGUUGCCAGCCACGCAAUUUCUCUUGAAAACGAUUAGUAUGUGAAUGCGAAUUUUUUAUUUGCCGAGCACGAAAACUAGUGAAAUGUUAUUGUUGGCACGCUGAUCCGCGCUUUUCCCCCGGUCUCACUUUUACGAGCUACAUGUUGAUUCAUUGGAUUUCGAUUUUUUGAGAUAAUCUUCAAUUGGCCUUCACCACAUCGUUAUGAUUAUCAGGAUACCAUGGCUUCUUCAACUAGUGCUAGCUUUCCAAAUUAUUACGACAUUAGGUAACCCCAUAUUCCUUCAAGAAUCGGGCCGCAAUAUAAGACCCGUGAUAAAAUGGCGGCCACCCAUAGACACUUGGGACUGGAACGAGACUCCCCGCAACAACGAGCCCUUCUUCACACCCUCCAACUUCACGCACAAACUCCCACCCUCGGCCAACGAGACCGAGCUCAUCGCUCACAUGACGGCCCUCAAGAGGAACUACUCUCGCCUCCUCUGGGACAGCGACAAGAGCUCGAAUCUCCCGCUGUUCGUGGAAAAGGCGCUCAAGUUGCUAAACUUGAAACAGGUUUACUACGAAGUGGAACACUCGGUUAUGUCGAAGGUGUCCUGCACCGCGUGCAAGGCCGGCGCCGGGCUGUUGCAACACUACAUGCGGCUCGGCAAGAGCAAGGAGGAAAUCAACAAGAUGAUCUACCAGUUUUGCGUCUCACUCAAGAUACAGUCGGCUCGAGUUUGCGAGGGCAUCACCAGAUUGUUUGGGAGCGAGGUAGUGUAUGUUCUCAAACGCAUCACCAUCGGGCCGGAUGAGAUCUGCAGUUUCGUGAUCGGAGACGCUUGCGGUGACGUCUACAACCCCUACCACGAGUGGGAGGUGUCCUUCCCUCCAGUCCCGAAGCCAGCCUUGCGCGCCUUCGAAGCGCCGAUGGACAAAGCACCCACAUUCAAAGUUCUUCAAAUAUCGGACACGCAUUUCGAUCCCUACUACGCUGAAGGUGCUAACGCAGAAUGCAACGAGCCGCUAUGCUGCCGGGCAUCAAGUGGACCAGCGUUAACGCCUGGAGAUGGCGCCGGUCGAUGGGGCGACUACAGGAAGUGUGAUACACCGAAGCGAACUAUCGAUCAUAUGCUCAAGCAUAUUGCUGAUACCCAUACCGAUAUCGAUUACAUCUUAUGGACUGGAGAUUUACCACCCCACGAUGUAUGGAAUCAGACGAAGGAAGAGAAUUUGAAGGUUCUGCAAGAAACCGUAGCGCAAAUGUCCGAUAUGUUCCCCGGUGUUCCGAUAUUCCCUGCGCUGGGAAACCACGAGUCGUCUCCAGUCAAUAGCUUUCCACCUCCAUACAUCUCGUCGCCGGAGUCCAACAUCGCCUGGCUGUACGACGAGCUGGAUGCGCAGUGGCGACGCUGGCUGCCGGCGGGCGUGUCCCACACGGUGCGUCGCGGCGCGUUCUACUCUGUGCUCGUCCGCCCCGGCUUCCGCAUCAUAUCGCUCAACAUGAACUACUGCAACAAUAAGAACUGGUGGCUGUUGCUGAACAGUACGGACCCAGCUACGGAGUUGCAGUGGCUGAUAUACGAGCUGCAGUCUGCGGAGUUCAGCGGGGAGAAGGUCCACAUCAUCGGGCACAUACCGCCGGGCCACUCCGACUGUCUCAAAGUGUGGAGUAGAAACUACUACGCCAUAAUAAACCGCUACGAAUCCACGAUAACUGCGCAGUUCUUUGGACACACGCAUUUUGACGAGUUCGAAGUGUUUUACGAUCAAAAUGAUUUAGGGCGGCCUACGAGUAUUGCUUAUGUUGGUCCAUCGGUCUCGCCGUACUACGAUUUGAACCUCGGCUAUCGAAUAUACUACGUAGACGGAGAUCACGAAUCGACGACAAGAUUAGUAGUAGACCACGAGACUUGGAUAAUGAAUCUGAAGGAGGCGAACCUGUUCGGUUACCCGAUAUGGUACAAGCUGUACUCCGCGCGCUCCGCAUACAUGAUGCCGUCGCUGCGACCCCAGGACUGGGACAAGUUCAUAGACGAGAUGACCUCGAAGGAGGACGUGUUUAAUUUAUACCACAAACAUUACUGGAAGAACAGUCCCCGUCGCGGCACGUGCGACGGCGAGUGUCGCAAGCGGCUGAUCUGCGACGCGCGGUCCGGCCGCUCGCACGACCGCCGCGCGCUGUGCGGACACAUCGAGGCGCGGAUAGAUGGCGCCACCCCCGCGCCGCAGACGUGGCGCGCGUGGCUCUACAACGGCCUCUCUGUUUCACCUAGCGUUCAACAAGUAUAACGGUGGUGGAAUCCUAAUUAAAUGAAGGAUGUCAAUGAUAAUGCAAAUACCUCAAGUGGCCUAUCAAAUACCAAAGUUUGUAUUAGGACUCGGCUGACCAAGCAAUCCCAAGACCCGCAAUUAAGACACAGUGACGCCGUUAUUGAAGCUGCAAUAGAACAAAGUAAUUUAAACGUUUAACAAUAAUAUGUACCUUUUAAAAUACCUGUUAUUUAUAUUAUUCUAUUGUCAUUUAAAUGAACAGAACCCUCUCACUUAUAAAGAUGUUUACCUACGCGUAUAACUAUUCAAGGUAGAUACGCUAAAUUUGUCAAUCAUGCGACUUUUUCAAAGCGACAGACGAAGACAUUAGACCUUGUAUUGUUAAUCGUAGUAAGUAUAAAAUAUUCAGAGUCAAGUAAAGUCAAUUAUUGUAGUUAUUGUUAUAGAUAGCCAUUGAAAAUAAUAAUGUCCUAGCCACCUGACAAAAUUGAUUUUUGAUUAGUAUUGUAAAUAAUUUUAAUUGUAAUUUAUAAUGUAAGUAGUAAUAAAAGUCUUAUAUUUUUGUCA
Molecule: messenger RNA, 2877 nt
Organism: Aricia agestis (brown argus)
Lineage: Eukaryota; Metazoa; Arthropoda; Insecta; Lepidoptera; Lycaenidae
Product: sphingomyelin phosphodiesterase
Exons: 13
Coding region: 259-2328 (689 amino acids)
Biological process (GO): ceramide biosynthetic process; sphingomyelin catabolic process
Cellular component (GO): lysosome
Molecular function (GO): acid sphingomyelin phosphodiesterase activity
Source: RefSeq, a predicted model, not a curated record